Molecule: messenger RNA, 2157 nt
Organism: Australozyma saopauloensis
Lineage: Eukaryota; Fungi; Ascomycota; Pichiomycetes; Serinales; Metschnikowiaceae
Gene: GCD6
Product: translation initiation factor eIF2B catalytic subunit epsilon
Exons: 1
Coding region: 1-2157 (718 amino acids)
Biological process (GO): biosynthetic process
Cellular component (GO): eukaryotic translation initiation factor 2B complex
Molecular function (GO): translation initiation factor binding; translation initiation factor activity; guanyl-nucleotide exchange factor activity
Source: RefSeq, a predicted model, not a curated record
AUGCCUCCAAAAAACAAGAAACAAAAGGAGCUUGUACAAGAUGAGCGGUUCCAGGCUGUUGUACUCACAGACUGCUUCGAAACUCGUUUCAUGCCCCUCACUGCCAUCAAGCCAAGAUGCCUUCUUCCCCUUGCAAAUGUUCCUUUAAUCGAGUACACUUUGGAGUUUUUAGCAAGAGCAGAGGUCAAUGAGGUGUAUUUGAUGUGCACCUCGCAUGCUGACCAAAUCCAAAAAUAUAUUGAUGAGCUGCGUUGGUCAGUAAACUCCCCAUUUACAAUUACCACUGUGGUCAGCUUAGAGCUGAGAUCUGUUGGAGAUGCUAUGAGAGAUUUGGACAACAGAGGCCUUGUUACAGGUGACUUUUUACUCGUUUCAGGUGAUGUCGUCACCAAUGUUGACUUUCCUAAAGCGUUGGCGUUCCACAAAAGUAAGAAAGCUCAGGACAAGGAUCACAUAAUGACUAUGGUACUUUCGGAGGGAAGUCCGCUACACAGAACCAGAACCAAGCUCGAUCCUGCCGCUUUUGUUCUUGAUAAAGUCUCCAAUCGUUGUCAUUACUACCAGGCCCUCCCUAGAGCAGAUGGUAAACCGUCUGCCAUCAAUAUUGACCCUGAGAUUUUAGAUGACAUUCAGAACGACUUUUCCAUCCGUAAUGAUCUAAUCGACUGCCACAUCGAUAUCUGUUCCCCAAUUGUGCCUCAAAUUUUCCAGGAGAACUUUGACUAUCAGACCUUGCGAACAGAUUUCUUGAAGGGUGUCUUGACUUCAGACUUGUUGAAGAAAAGUAUAUACGCUUAUCUUCUCGACGAGUCUGAGUACGGUGCUCGUGUGGAGAGUUGGUCUACAUACUCCUCGAUUUCACAAGAUGUUUUGGCCCGUUGGUGUUAUCCGUUGACACCAGAUGCUAAUUUGGUCGAUUCUUCUUACAGUUACGAAUUUAACCACAUCUACAAAGAGGACAAAAUCAUUUUAGCCCAAUCCUGCCGUAUUGGCAACAGUACAUGUAUUGGCGCAAACACUUCAGUGGGUAAUAAUUCCGCUGUGUCAAAGUCCGUUAUUGGUCGCAACUGUCGAAUUGGUGCCAAUGUUAAGAUUCUCAAUUCUUAUGUGUGGGAUAAUGCUACAAUCGAAGACAAUGUUACUAUCGAUAGCUCUAUAAUUUCUGGUAACAGCAUCAUCAGGAGCGACGCAGUUCUCAACAAAGGCUCCGUUGUUGGCUUUGACGUUGUGAUAGGUGCUGGAAUGGAAAUUCCCGCAUCUACGAGAAUUGUCGACAAACCCUUGGUAAAGGAUGAUGAUUUCUUUGAGACGUUCAGCUCAGAUAGUGAGUCGGAAGAGGAUGAUUUGACUGUCAAGGCUGGAACUAAACAAAAUGACAUUGAAUAUGUGGGUGAGGAUGGUACAGGUGUUUUGUACAUGUCCGACAAAGAACUCGACGAAGACUCCGAACUGGAAAACAAUUCUGUCACCAACUACGCAGGCGUGAUGUAUCAGCUUUCAACCUUGAAUCUCUCCGACGACUCCAUCGCCUCUAUCACAAAGCACAAAACUAGAAAGCGGAGAGCUUCCAAGAAUAGAAGAUUGUCGAUCACUUCUUUUGUUUCCACUGAUUUUGAGGCUGGUGGCUUCUCGGAUGAUGAAGAAGAAGAGGAUUUCACGAAGGAAGGUAUCGCUACCGUAGAAAGAUCGAUCGAGCAAAAUCACGACAUCGACACUGCAGCUCUAGAGCUCAAUACCUUGAAAAUGUCAAUGGAUGUUACACACCACGAAGUGAGAAGUGUUACAGUUAGAGCUAUGAUCAAACGUAUUGUGCACUUUGUAUCCACUGAGACGUUGAAUGCAAUUAUGGCAACCAAUAAGGUCUUUGGCACCUGGAGUGGGUUGUUCCGCCGUCAAACAUUUUGUGAAGCCGAUAGAGUGGACUUGAUCCAGAUAAUACAAAGUGUAUGUGCCGAAUUAGACACAAGCUAUGGCCAUGAAGUGCUUUUCGUCGCGCUUAGGAAUUUAUACGACAAUGAUUGCAUUGGUGAAGGAGACAUAUUCAUUUGGUGGGAGAGCCCAGAAUCACAGGCUUCAGAAGAUUUGAUCCGGGUUCGCAGUUUGACAGAGAAGUUUGUUGUCUGGUUGCAAGAAGCAGAAGAGGAGGACUCAGAUUAA